AGAUCUGUCUCUCAUUUCUCUCUCUCUCUCUCUCUCUGUCAUUCUCUCUUCACCUCUCGUACUCAGUCUUGUGUGGAAGUGAGAAUUGUGUGGCGAACAAACAAUGUCAGGGUCCCGCUGAGGUGUCAGGAGGUGGACCGAUGAUUAGCCCGGACACAUGGAAGACUGUCGAAGCCCAGAACAAGGCCCAAAGAGGGAGGCUGAGAUCGCGAGAUACCCCUUUCACCGGCGACCUCCCUGGAUCCUCAGCAUUUUGUUUGCAGUGCAGCAUGUGUUGGUGCAGACAGCCCUCUUGCAGACUGUCCACUGCCUCCUCAUCGAUGCCCUCCCAUCAGACCAGAUUGCCCGCCAACAUGGCUACCAGUUCAUGGCUACCAGCCUUUUUGCCUCUGGCAUCUCCACUUUGCUGCAAACCACCUUGGGCAGCAGAUUACCACUGGUCCAAGCAUCGUCUUUCGAAUAUUUGAUCCCUGCCUUAACUCUCGUCACAUCGCCAAUAGAGACCAACAGCACCCUUCAUAACGGUACCGAUGCGGCCUUACUCUGUGAAGGGGCUCAGUGCCCAGAGACGGACCUCACUCUGCAGAUGUGGAAAAGCACCCUGUGUGAAGUUCGUGGUGCUGUUAUUGUUUCGGGAAUCCUACAAGUGUCCCUUGGAUUUUCAGGGCUGCAGGGCCUGGUGUCCCGACAUUGUGGCCCCAUGGUACUAGCUCCUAUGCUGUCGAUAAUUGGCCUGUCCUGCUACAAAGAGGUCGCAAAUUUCAGCUCAUCGCACUGGGGUGUCACUGCUCUGCUGGUACUCCUCGUGGUGCUCUUGUCCCAACAUCUACGGAGCUGCCAUGUACCUGUUUUCAGUUGGAAGAGAUCCAAAGGCUUUGUCGUCGAGACCUACUUCCCGCUUUUCAGGAUAUUUUCGCUCCUGCUGCCCAUCUUAUUCAUGUGGAUUUUGUGUGGGCUCCUCCAGGAAGGAAAUGUUCUGAAUCCUUACCAUCCAGGAGCUCCUCGAGGGAUUCUUCGAAGCAAUGGAACAGGCUUGGUGCCGUGGUUCAACAUGCCGAUCCCAGGUGAGUGGGGUGCCCCUACGAUCAACGUUCGGUCAACGUACAUUGGAGUCGUCAUGGCACUGGGCACCAGUAUCGGGUCCCUGGGGUCCUACAUGAUGUGUGCAAAGGUGAUAGGCUGCCAGCAUCCCCCUUCGGAUGCCGCUAACCGAGGGAUUUUCCUGGAGGGAGUGGGAAGCUGCAUUGGCGCACUCUUGGGAGGUAUCACCACGACGUCUUCCAGUGUCCCCGGUGUCGGAGCGUUGGCACUCACCCAGGCUGAAUCCCGGCAUUCCAUCCAGAUUGCAGCUGUGCUGUGUAUCCUGCUCGGAAUGUCAACCAAGCUGAUGUACCUCCUGACGACCAUUCCAGCUGCUGUUCAUGGUGGAGUCCUCAGUGUCACAUAUACAAUGGCGGUGUCUGUCGGUGUCUCAUAUUUCCAAUACACAAACAUCGACUCCGGUCGGAAUAUCUUCAUCAUCGGAUUUACUAUGUUCAUGGCACUACUCACCCCUCACUGGUUCAUCCGCAACCCAGAUUACAUUGUAACAGGUAUUAAGAGUGUGGACAUCUUUCUUCUGGCCUUGUUUAUGAUGCCCGUCAUUCAAGGAGGGAUUCUUGCCUUUCUCCUGGACAACACUGUUACAGGAACAUUGGAGGAGCGGGGUUUUGUGGCACACUUCCCUAGUUUCAAAUCUGAGCCGAAAGAUUUAACCAAUAUUUAUCAGCUUCCAAAUGCCCUGCAGAGGUAUCUGUGGGUGAAGCCCUUUCCCCUUUGCAACCUAUGUCCCAGCUCAGAACCGACAGACGAACACAUGGCUGAGGGACAGGAGAUAAAGAACUUACUCCCAACUCCUGAGGUUCUCGCAAGCGGAGAAGGGGCUGGAGGUGUCAACUGCUCCAGGUUUACCAUGGACCCAUCAGGAACAGAAGUCUAAUGCUGUUUGGAACAAACCCCAGGAGAGAAACAAAACCAGAGCAUCAAUAAAACAAAACAUUUUUUUAACUUUCA
Rhincodon typus (whale shark) is the source of this 2052-nucleotide messenger RNA. It is a transcript of the gene slc23a3, whose product is annotated as solute carrier family 23 member 3. Gene Ontology annotation, cellular component: membrane. The transcript has 12 exons. Gene Ontology annotation, molecular function: transmembrane transporter activity. NCBI's taxonomy places the organism in Eukaryota, Metazoa, Chordata, Chondrichthyes, Orectolobiformes, Rhincodontidae. The record is from RefSeq and is a predicted model, not a curated record. Gene Ontology annotation, biological process: transmembrane transport. Bases 158 to 1978 code for a protein of 606 amino acids.